CAUAUUGGCACAUUCAGUAUCUGCAGUGCACAUUCACUACAUAAAUAGCAUUUCCCACACUAAGCUCCUCCUCUGUUGCUGCACACACAUUGCACUGCUGCUGGCUUCCCCCUAAAUGACCACAUUAUGAUUGGACAGCACUACUCUUGUACUGUGCCCUGGGGCUGGGACACAUUGCCCUCCCCCUCCUGUUGACCUGCCUGGACUUGCUGACUGCCGAGGAUGAUUGUGAUCUCACUGAAUAACCACACACUAACUCUCUAUUUCAGGACACUGGUGCUGAAUGAGUCGGACUGAGUUCCAGAUGAAUGGCUCCCCAGGAAAGUGCCUAGUGACCUUGUUUAGAGCCGUCCAACCACAUACAUGACGUGAGACAAUCACCUGUGUACUCUUGCUGAUUAUGCACCUACCUCUGAUUGGGACCUGGCUAGUGACUUUGUCACACAGUAAAGCGUUACUGUUAUAGUGAUUGUGUGUACAGCAUCACUAGCUCUUCUGCUAUGGCCUUCUUGCCCAACUUUUUACGUAGGGGCAAUAUGUUAUCUCCUAGACUUCAGAACUGUAGGUGCCAAUCGUCCACUUCAAAUACCCGACGUCUAAGGGUCCUGGUGGACAUGGAUGGGGUGCUGGCAGACUUUGAGGGGGGCUUUCUGAAGAAGUACAGAACUCGCUAUCCCAAUGAACCUUUCAUUAGACUAAAGGACCGCCAAGGAUUUUGGGUCUCUGAGCAGUAUGGAAACCUAAAGCCUGGGUUAUGCGAAAAAGCCAUUAGUAUUUGGGAAUCAAAGAAUUUCUUUUUAGAGCUGGAACCUCUUCCUGGAGCGGUGGAGGCAGUGAAAGAAAUGGCCACUUUGGAAAACACUGACGUCUUUAUAUGUACCAGUCCCAUCAAACGUUACCAGCACUGUCCUUAUGAAAAGUACGCGUGGGUGGCAAAGUACCUCGGGCUCCAGUUCCUGGAGCAGAUUGUUCUGACCAGAGACAAAACCGUGGUGUCUGCAGACCUUCUUAUUGAUGACCGACCUGAUAUUAUUGGUGCUGAGCCGAAUCCCACCUGGGAGCAUAUCCUCUUCACUGCCUGUCACAACAAACACCUCCAGCUCGCUCCCCCCAAUAGAAGACUUCCAUCUUGGAACCAUGACUGGAAAAGCAUCCUGGACAGUAAGAGAGAGCAGGCACCAUAAAAACAAGGGGCCCCGUCUUUCAGAACCAUGAGGUGGCCCAAUCAGAACACUCCAUUCCGCAUAGCCCUAGUAUUCUAGGGAGACAAUCCACCCACUUUUGUCUUGUAUAAACAGGUGCGUUAAGCAUGGAGUUUCCAAGUCUGGACCUUUACCCUGAGUUGAUCCACAACAUAAAUAGUGUCAGCUUGGUUCUUCCAGGUUCUGUAUGGAACAUACACAUUAAUAGCUAAAAUACUGUUAUUAUUAUUAUCCUUAAUUUAUAUUUGUAUUUAUAUAGCACCAACAUGUUCUGCAGUGCUUUACAGCCAUUAUAUACCAUUCCUGCCCCAGUGGAGCUUAUUCACACACACUAAGGUCAGUUUUAUCAGGCACUAUUUAACCUUUCUGUUGGUUUUUGGGGUGCGGGAAGAAACCAGAGUACCCUGAGUAAAGAUGCACAGACAUAGGGGGGAACAUAGAGACUCCUUGCAGAUAGGGCCCUGGCUGAAACCAAAUCUAGAACUGCACCACCAUGUUGUUUUGUAUCAGCCACUUCAAAAACCAUAUUCCUCAUGUCCCAGAACCCUUACAAUAUAUUUAUAUCCCAGAAUGCUUUGUACCAAUGGCCUCUUCCCAAUUACCCCAAUACUAUGUGCAGUUAGUUACCAACCCUAUUGUGAAUGCCCACACUUGGGAUAAUGUUGGUGGCAAGUUUAGAGAGAAUUGAUCCAUCUUUAGUGUAGCGCCUGCAAUUCAAUGUGGGAGAAGCAAUUCUAUUUUGUCGAGAAAGUGCUCCUAGCAAGUGCUUUGCCACCCGCACCAGGAGAGAGCUUGCGGUUUGGGAAUCCAGGUUGAACACAUGCACACACUGAGGAGUGAUCCAGCUCGCUUAUUAUGCCCAUGUGUGUGUGAUUUAGGAUUAGUUGACUACUCUCCUGAUCUUACAUCUAAUGCAUGUGCAUAAUGAGUGAGCUGGGGGACUUUUUAUUAUAUGCAUGCAUGCAACCAAUAUGGCUGCCCACACUGGGAGCUCCCUGCUCAUCAUAGUGCUCACUAUGACAUUUUAUGCCCCAAAUAGUAUGGUUUCCCCCAAACUCUAGUAGUCCACAACUUUGAAGUGGGGGAUACAAUUACUAUGAUAAGUGCCCUUUAAAGGAGAAGUAAACCCUUGCUACUAAAAUCCCCUACCCCACACAGACCCCCCUCCCCCCCAGCCUAGGGGUUACCUUUGCUAAAUGCCCCUAA
Xenopus laevis (African clawed frog) is the source of this 2408-nucleotide messenger RNA. It is a transcript of the gene nt5m.S, whose product is annotated as 5'(3')-deoxyribonucleotidase, mitochondrial-like. NCBI's taxonomy places the organism in Eukaryota, Metazoa, Chordata, Amphibia, Anura, Pipidae. Gene Ontology annotation, biological process: pyrimidine deoxyribonucleotide catabolic process; deoxyribonucleotide catabolic process. The transcript has 5 exons. Gene Ontology annotation, cellular component: mitochondrion. The record is from RefSeq and is a predicted model, not a curated record. The coding region runs from base 501 to 1184 and encodes 227 amino acids. Gene Ontology annotation, molecular function: 5'-nucleotidase activity.